AUGUAUCAAUUGUGUCUUCAAGUUAAAAAUGAUAUUUUGUCUGGAAAAUUACCAUGCUCUUUUGUAACGCAAGCAUUACUGGGCAGUUAUCUUGUCCAGUCAGUGCUUGGAGAUUACGAUCCCGAUGUUCAUAAAGAAAAUUAUUUGUCAGAGUUUAAAUUUGCUCCCAAUCAAACUGAGGAGUUGGAAGAAAAAGUAGCAGAAUUACAUAAAACCCAUAAAGGUCAAACUCCGGCUGAAGCUGAAUUGAAUUAUCUAAAAAAUGCCAAAAAAUUGGCCAUGUAUGGGGUGGAUUUACAUCCCGCCAAAGACAGUGCUGGAUUAGAUAUUUUGUUGGGGGUUUGUUCAUCUGGACUACUCGUUUACAAAGACAAGCUAAGAAUUAAUCGUUUCGCAUGGCCGAAAAUAUUAAAAAUAUCUUAUAAGCGACACAAUUUUUACAUUAAAAUCAGACCUGGAGAAUUUGAAAGGGUCGAAUCUACGGUGGGCUUUAAACUAGCCAAUUACAGGGCAGCCAAAAGAUUUUGGAAAACAUGCGUUGAGCAUCACACUUUUUUUAGAUUGAUGACUCCUGAGCCUAUUCAAAGUAGGUCAAAGUUUCCUACUUUUGGAUCAAAAUAUAGAUAUUCCGGGCGAACGCACUACGAAACUAAAAAGGCCCAAAUCGAUAGACCGGCUCCAGAUUUUGAAAGAACCUUAAGUGGCCGUAGACUUAGCUCAAGGUCAAUGGAUACUCUAGGUUAUAGUAAAAACGACGCAUACGACUUACAAAACGACGAACCCAGUAAACGUCACACGAUGUCACAUCCUCCAGUUUCUGGUUCAGGCUCGGACAAGAAAACCAGAAAAAAUUGGAAGGUAAAGUACCUUUAA
Molecule: messenger RNA, 873 nt
Organism: Pediculus humanus corporis (human body louse)
Lineage: Eukaryota; Metazoa; Arthropoda; Insecta; Psocodea; Pediculidae
Product: FERM domain-containing protein, putative
Exons: 6
Coding region: 1-873 (290 amino acids)
Cellular component (GO): plasma membrane; cytoskeleton
Source: RefSeq, a predicted model, not a curated record